Messenger RNA from Cyphellophora attinorum, 831 nucleotides. Its product is annotated as Pyridoxamine 5'-phosphate oxidase-like protein. The transcript has a single exon. Gene Ontology annotation, cellular component: nucleus; cytoplasm. Bases 1 to 831 code for a protein of 276 amino acids. The record is from RefSeq and is a predicted model, not a curated record. NCBI's taxonomy places the organism in Eukaryota, Fungi, Ascomycota, Eurotiomycetes, Chaetothyriales, Cyphellophoraceae.
AUGACAGACACCCAUCACCCACCACUCAACUACGAACCCUCUCUAACCUCAACCCACCCAACCACCUCCUCCACACUCCCUCCCGAAGUCCGCCAAUGCCUCCAAAACGCCCGCUUCCUCCACCUCGCCACCAUCUCCGCCGCGCCCGGCACCACCUCCGUCCCAACACCCCACGUCUCACUCAUGAACUACACCUUCCUCCCCCAAUACCGCAACGAGUCCUACCCAGCCAUUAUAAUGACAACCAACGCUCGCUCCCUCAAAACCGAGAACCUGCUACACAAUCCCAAAGUCUCCCUCUUGGUCCACGACUGGGUGUCUCACCGUCCGCCCACCGCCACUCAAUCCGCUGCGGGCGCAAGGUCGGGCAGUCCACCAGCGGCGGCGACGAGGAGUAGUCUCGCCACCCUGCUGCUUAAUAUGAACACCAGUGCGCUGUCGAGUAUCAGCACGACGAUAGCGGGCGAAGCGAGAUUUCUGGAGACGGGGAGUGAGGAGGAGCGAUGGUGCAAGGAGACACACCUCGCAAACAAUACCUUUGGUGAUCAAGCACGAGAGGAGGCGGGGCUGUUUGGGAGUACGCCGAAUGCGCCGGACGAGGAUCGAGGGGAGCAGUUGCAGCGGAUGAAUAGUGCUGCGGCGGGUGGGUGUUAUAUCGAGGGGAAUGAGGUUAGGGUGGUGGUUGUGCCGGUCACGGAGGGGAGGAUAGCGGACUGGAAGGGUGGAGUUAAGGAUUGGAAGGUUGUUGUUGAUCAGCCUGCAACAGCAGACGGAAGGACAGGGUCGCCAGAGCAGAGAGGCAGGCCAUUGCCGAAUGGUAUUGUGGACUGA